AUGGGCAAUGAGGGCGGCAAGAUCACCAGCUACGAUGACCUGUACAUCGAGAACCACGCCGGCGGCGACGCCUACGAGCACACCGGCGCCUCCCUCGACUCCCGCAUCCGCCGCCUCAACGCCAAGCGCCGCACGAGCAUCGUGUUCGGCCGCAAGCGGGCGCGGGAGCUGACGGAGAGCGGGGCCGACGACGACGUCUCCAGUGACGACAGCGGAGGCUUCCGGACGGAGGCGAGCGAGAAGGAGCUGACGUCGUCCCCGGAGAAGCCCCGCCUGAAGGGGAUCCUCAAGACCCGGAGGCGGCGCCGCCUGAGGAUGGAGCAGCAGCCCGGCGCCACCCUGGUCAAUGCCGGCUCCCAGCAGUCGGUCAACUCGACCUCCAUCGACGACUUCCUCCACACGCUCGUCAGGGUGGACAGCGCGGAGAGUAUGGAGGACCUCGCCAAGGACUCCAUAGAUUCGUCCGCGAGCAAGGCCGACGCCGUCCAGCCAGCCCCGCGGGACGCCCCGCCGCUGCCCCUGGAGUCCAAAUCUCCGGACCAGCCCGCGUCCGCCAGGUCGACGAGCCUGUCUCCGACACGACCCCUGAUGAACGGGCUCAUCCCGCAGACUCAGCCGCAGCCGCAGCGCCGCCUGUCCCGCCUGCCGCCGAGUCCCCCCCCGCGCUCCAGCUCGAGGACCGUCAUGUCCAAGAGCGAGUAUUCGCCCACGCCUCCACCACCACCUCCGCCUCCGGCCAACCCGACGCCGCCGCCCAUCCCGCCCAGGACGUCGAGCACGACGGCCGUUAAGGUAGAGGUUCACCAGGAUCAGUUUAUCCGCGCAGGGACGCUCCCCCCGACGGUGGCUGACGUGGCCGCGCCGGGUAGCUCGGCCGCCGCGAGGCUCCGCUCCCCGAGGCUCGCUGCGCCGGACAAGAAGAGGUCGUUCGCCCUCGAUGAGCUGGAGGAGCAGAUCUUGAUGCUGGACUCCCCCAGGGUCCAGGGUGACGCAAGGUUCAAAGACUCGCCCCCGGGAACGCCGCCGCCCACGGGGAACAUUGACGCGUACACGCCGAGGCUGGACAUGAGCCAGGAGGGCGGAGACAGCCUCCCCCUCGCCGGCAGCCCCCGCGUACCCGUAGCGGCGGCCCAGCGCAGCCCCACGAGGCCGCAGUUCCGCAAGUCGUCGGACAUCGCGCACCUCUACCUGUUCGGGGCGCGGGGCUUCAGGAAGAGGCCAGAGCAGCGCCUCUCCACCGUUUCCACUUCCUCCGAGUCGGUGGCUCACGAAGCGGAAGCGGCGCCCAGUCUGCCCCCGAGGUUUUUUCGCCCUCCCGUGCCCUUCGCCAGAAGGGUUCUCACGGGGAAGGUGCGGAAGCUUACCAAGAAAUUCGAGAAGAGCAUCGCGACCGGAGGAGCCGUGGCGGAGUGCAAGGACUCGAGUGAGGAGGACGAGGGCGAGACCACCAGCGCCCGCCUCAGGAGGCUCUUCCGCCGUCAGCUGGAUGAAAGGGCCUCGGCGAGGACCGGCUUCCAGUAUCUGACGGUGGGGCCGAGCGGGGACGUGGUGCAGCGAGGCCCCUGGGUCUCUGCCAAGCAGCCCAGCCCGGCCGUGAGGGACGCCUCGCCUCAGCGUCUGAGUGGGAGCGUCGGGCGCCAUGACAGCGACCUGGAUCUUCUUGUGCGGGAGGGGGAGGCAGUGUCCACGAGGCUCCGGAACCUCCUCACGCACAACCUAGGCUCCUCGACCUCGCCCUCCAGACUACGCAGAGCGGCUUCCACGGACUCUGCCAGACACCACUCCCUAGAGCGCCGAGCGGAGGCUGCCGACGAGUCCUCUCGCCUGAGCCGCGGUGACCUGACCUUCGAGGACACGCGGACACCUAGGGACAUCCAGCAGCCCCGCGCCAGGUCACUCACAGACGUACACAGAGGCUCACGUAGCCAGCAGACACUCCCGCUGAGGCCCACAGGCACGACCAGCACCCCUCUGAAGCCGCCCCUGGCCCCGAGCGGAGGGGCGUCGCGCGUGCGUCGUGACCUGUUCCCCGCCAGCGCCACCACCACCCCCCUCGCCGUGUCCCACCUCGCGCACGCGCACUCCGACGCCAUGGACGACCCGGAGAUGUACCGCCUCGAGGAGGAAACACGCUACCUGCAGGCCGAGGUCAAGCGGCUGGAAGAGAGUCUGGCCACUUCGCGAGCUGAGCGCGACACGGUCUCCAUACAGUACAAUGCCCUGUCCGACCAUGUUGCGGACGAGUGGCAGGAGUACCACAAGAGACUCGAGUACUUCCAUGAGGUUCACAGAAAACAGACGACUCUCAUUGACCGGUUAGCGAACAAGGUCCGCGAGUACCGAGGGCGCUGCCGUGAGCUCGAGAGUCGCAGUUCGGAGAGCGUGAGGAUCCGAGAGAGCACCGAGCGGGAACUCGAGACCCUCAACCUCGCCCUCACCACAGCGGAGGAGAAGCUGAGAGCGUCCGAGGCCCAGCACACCUUCGACCUCGAGACGGCGCUGGUCAAGCUGGAGGAUGAGCAGCAUAGAUGUGAAACCUUAGGAGUGCAGAUGACCAGCUUGCAGGAGCAGCUUGCGAAAGCAGAGUCCGCUCUCACCCAGAUGACCGACGAGAGAGACAAAGCCCAGGUUGCUCUCAAGCGCUUGACGGAUGAAGUCAAGGCUAAAGAAGAGCAGUGGACUGCAGAGUCUCAGCAAUUCAAUAACUAUUACAUAUCAGAGCACAAAAACCUACUAGACCUCUGGCGCGAGAUCGGGUCCAUCAAGCGCACCUUCUCCGAGGUGAAACACCUGACCUCCCGUGACCUGACUGACCUUCGAGGUGACCUAGACCGUUAUUCGCAUCUUUUGUCGUCCGCCUGCCAAUCAGCUCAAUCCAACAUGAGUUACAUACCAACAGGCGAUAAGGAUGAGUAUGUGGUUGCAAACCCCUCCGAUCUGUGGGGCCGCAUCCAAGAAUGUGAAAAAUCGCAGAUGCGGGCAGAAGCUGAGAAGAAUAACCUCAAGGAAAAAAUUAAUGAUCUCAACUCUAGACUCAGCGAGCUCAACAACAGCUUGCGAGACAAAGAAAGAACCAUUCAGGACCUUAAUAAAAAACUUGAAGAAGGGAUGACAGAAGCGGAGAUUCAGGAGACACUGAGGGAGAAGGUGCGCACACUGGAAUCAUAUAUGGUGGACAUUGCACAGACAGUAAUUAAGGAUUCAGAGCAGAGUUCUGGUGAUGUGGAUGGCAAGACGCCCUCUGCAUUCAGAAUUGUGCGUGACUCAGAACAAGGCGUAGCACCAGACCUACCCCAGAGCACUGUUUCUGCUGUACGAACAGCCCUCUCAAAUAGACAUGUACAAAUCCACGAGUUACAGCUGAAGCUAACUUCCACCAAGGAUCAGCUUGCAUCCUUGAAGAAGCAGUAUGAGGCAACUGAAGAUUCUCAGAGGACCUUAGAGUCCACUAUUGCCGAACUCCGUGAUGAGCUGGAGUCAGUGCAUAGACAGAAGGAGGAGAUUGGAAGGGAGAAGGAACGACUCACAGAGGAUUUGGAUGCAGCUGUGGCAGAGAAGAGUUCCCUUGAGAAAGCUAAGCAGACUCUCAAAGCCCAGUUGCAAAAUGCUGAAGAAGAAACAGAACGCAGAAGCAAGCAGGUUGCUGAACUGGAGAAGGAGAAAGCAGCUUUGGGCGAGGAACGAGCUUACCUCAACAGCAAGCUCGGGAAGGAAAAAGAGGAAGUGCAGAAGCAUGUUCAUACCAUCACUGUCCUCAACUCUGAGCUGGCCAGUGUCCAACAACAGGUAACUAUUCUAUCUGAAACCUUGGGGAAGGUCCGAGCUGCUGAAGAACGAUUAGACCAGGAAAGAGAUGACCUGAAGGACCAGAUCCGAGCCAUGGAGCGGCAGCGGGCUGACCUCGAGGCUAAGCUGGCACAUUCAUUGCGCCAGGAGACUGACCUAAGGGAUGCCUUGGAGAAGGUCGAGUCUUACAAUAUCAACUUAGGCCAAGACAAGUCCCAGCUGGUAUCUAAGAUCACUUCCUUGGAGACUGAACGAGCAGCAUUAGGCACAGAGCGAGCAGAACUGCGGGCAGAAGUGGAGCGACUCAAAGACGAUCUGGAGGCACUGGAGGAGGAACGAUCCAGUCAUGAAACUACUAUAACCACUCUUAAUGAAAAGAUCAAUCUUCUUAAUGUGGACAAGGAGAAAAUUGAAUUAGAAUUAAAUGACAUCAUAUCUGAACGGAAUGAGCUCCACGGACAGCUGACAUCUUUGGAAAGAGUUAAAACAAAUCUGGAGAGUGAACUUACCACCGUUACAAAUACAUUAGCAGAGAAAGUCAAACUUAUUGAACGUCUCAAUUCAGACAAAGAAGGAUUAACCAAGGAGAAUGCAGAAAUGGAGGUAAAGCUUACAGGAGCAGAGAAGGAACUGGCAGCUUUGCGUGAAUCUUUAGCCACUCUAAAGGCAGAGAAGCAGAGUCUUGAGAGCUUUGCCACUUCCUUAGAGAAGAAGUGGUCAAACAACGAGGCUCGGCGAACACAGCUAGAGAAGGAGAAUCAUCAGUUGACAACAGACAAAGAGCGUCUCAAUACUCAGAUGAACAAACUCCAGCGUGAGCUUGAGGGUGAAUUGUCUAAGUUACGAGAAGCUCGGACUGCCUUAGAACGUCGCUUAGAUGAAAAGGAAACCGAACAUAAGAAGUCUAUCAUGCAUAUGAAGGACCAGCAUGAGGAGACCAUAGACAGCUUACGCAAAGAGAAGAACAAUCUACAGUCAGAGUUGGAAGACAAACUGAACUCGACCAUCCACUCUAUGAAGAUGGAGAGAGAUGAGCUCGAACUCAAGAAGGACCAAGAGAUAUCGAACCUGAAGCGCUUUACCGAGAAACUCCAGCGGGAGAGAGAUGAUUCAACUCUCCGCUUUGAGGAAGAGAAGCAUAGGUCAAUGAUGAUAGCUAAACAAGAAAUCUCCAGCUUAGAAGAGAAGGUCGCUGUCCUGCAACGAGAUCUGUCAAGCUAUGAAAACCAACUGGAGCAACUCCGUCGUGAGGGAUCCAGCAAGGCCGAGGCAGGCCGAGCAAGUGAAGGGGCUCUGCACACCCAGAUCGUCAAGCUCAAGGAGGAAUUACACUCAUCCAGUCAGCAAUUUGAAAAGCAGCUCAAAGAUGAGAAAGACUCGUAUGAGCGCAGAAUACGAGAGCUCCAGAGCCGUCUAGAUGAAUCCAGAAGAGAUCACGAGGUGGAAAUCACAUCCAUCAAGACGGACUUGAGACUGGCUCGAGAGGAUGCAUGUAGGCUUCAGCAGGAUUUGGAGGAUGCAGAAGAGAAGCUCAAAGAGGCGGAAGACACCCGGGUCACACUAAAGAAAGAGGUGACAAGACUCAACGAGGAAAUGCGAACCAGUGAAGAACGGCACUCAAGCGACCUGCAAUCUUUCAUCAAGAAAUCAGACAAUGAAAAGAGAGAUUUGCAGAAGCGCAUAGAUGAUAAAGACAGCAAGCUGAGCACCCUAGAAGUCUCUGAAGCCAAGCAUGCUGACCUAAUAGCCCGCAUGACAACACAACUUCGGGAACUCAGCGCCACCAAGCAGGAUGCCAACAGGGAGGUUUCUGACCUCAAGAAGAAGCUCCAGCUGUUGGAGACUGAGGGUAUGGGCAAGUCACAGGAGUUGGAAAACCUCCGUCUCCGCCUCACACAGGAGGAAGAUCGUCACAGCGAAAGUAGGAAGGAGGUCAGCAAGUUGAAGACCAAGCUGGCAGAGUAUGAGAGAGAGCGAGACAACCUGCAGACGGAGUUGGCUCUCCUUGAACGCAGACUGACAGAGCUCGAGGAUCACCAUGCUGCCAAGGAACAGGAACUUGCCUCAAGUCUUGAGGAGUCUCGUGCUAAUGAGCGUAAGCUAAAUGACGAGAAGAAGAAUCUUGAAAAUUACCUUAAUAAUGCCAACCAACAAAUUAGUGAUCUCAAGGUGAAGUUAUCCAGAGAAGAAGGCCAUGUUGAAGCCCUAGAACAGCAACUAACCACACUCGACAAUAACAGGGACCAGCUCGAGAGGAAACUGCAAAACGUGUACACAUCAUUACGGACUGUCACUCGCAUGUACCAGGACACCUCACCAGCAUCACCUGCAUUAAGGAGCAGGAAGGGCACCAAGAUUGGUUUCGAACUGUCUGGUAGCCAGAGUGAUCUGCAUGCAUCCAUUGAAGCUCUUGGAUCAUCUGAAAAGGUCAACGUUGCAGACAUUGACCCAGAGACUGUUCGCCAUGAGCUGCGAGCUCUCAUGACACAGAUGAACCAAGUAGAACUGGAAAGGGAUGACGCCAUGGCUCGUGUGUCGAGUCUUGAACGUCAGCUUUCCGAGCUCCAGGAAUCUCACCACAAGUCGGAGGCAAGACUAAGAGACGUUACUCGCACCCUCUCAGAGUUAGAGGAGAAGAAGCGCUAUGCAGAUGACAAACUUAAUAAGUCCUUGUCAAAUGCCAGCCAGCAGGAGGACGCUCUUCGACGCAAGGAGAGUGAGAUCCGCAGCCUGAACGAAGAGCUGAGCAACACAAGGCGUAAGGUCUCUGAUCUGGAGCAUGACAGGAGCACUCUGGAUGACCGUGUACAGAAACUGAAAAGUGCAGUUGGUCGACUGGAAAUUGAAAAUGCAGAUAUCAAGGAAAAGCUGAGGGCAGCAGAACAGCGAGGAACUCUCCUUGAGGACUCAAAGACAAGACUAGAGGCAGAUCUCAGUUCUUCAAAGAAGGCCAUCAAUGAGAAGCAAAUGGAAAUUGAGAAUCUCCACUCAACGCGAGAGAACAGCAGCCGAAUGAUGCGUUCCAUCGAAGACCAGAAUGCCAUCCUCAAAAGCAAAGUGGAAGACCUGAAGACAAGAAUGGCAAUCGUAUCCAACUCGGAGUCUGAACUCAAGGAUAAACUUUCGGCCAUCAAUCGAUCUCUGAAGGAGACUGUGGCUUCAUCGGGCAGCAUGCAGGAAGAACUCAGUCGGUCUCAGAGCCAGCUGGCGAGAAGCGAUGCUGAGCGCCGUCAGCUGGAGGAGCGUGUAGCGGACCUGCAGAGCGCUGUGGGUGAACUGAAGAGGCAGAAAGAUCAGCUGUCAGAAUAUAAGAGCAAGGCUCAGCAAGAUCUUUCCAAUGCUGAGAUAAAGAAUGCUGAGCUGGAGAUGAAAAUGAAGUCUCUGAAAGGGAACCUUGGCGAGCGAUCAUCUGCAACAGAUGAGCUCAUCUCAAAGGUGACUCGAUUAGAGCAAGAAAAGUCAGAGCUCCGUUCACAUCUUGCCGAAUUGGAGAACCUUGGCGAGCGAUCAUCUGCAACAGAUGAGCUCAUCUCAAAGGUGACUCGAUUAGAGCAAGAAAAGUCAGAGCUCCGUUCACAUCUUGCCGAAUUGGAGAGGAAGUUAGCUGUGAGUGAAGCUGAAAAACAUGACCUUGAAAAGUCUGAUUAUAGAUUUGACAAGGAUAAGUCUGACCUUAAGAAGAUCUUGGAUAAGUAUGAAGACCGGCGCGACCGACGCUCAGAAGGCUUGGGUGGCAUGGAGGACUCAAACAUCAGUGCUCUGCGGAUUGAGAACCUAGAACUGCGACGGAAAAUCGAUGACUUGGAAACACUGAAGACAGAGUUGCAGCAGAAACACCUGAAGGAAACACUGGAAAUGAGCAGCGAUCACAGACGGGAACGCCAGGUUGACAGCGAAAAGAUUCGCCGCCUAACCAACCAGCUGGAGGUCCUGCGACAGGAGAAGGAGCGCUGUGAAUUGAGGAUCCAUUCGCUAGAACAGCAGAUUGCUCAAUACCGAGAUCAAAUACGAGAGUACCGCAACCGUAGCUCAGCUGUGGCCGCAGAUGUGCGCAGAGUACGAAUGUCAAUGACUGAAUCACUCCAUAAUAUAGGCACUCAUCCAAGGGUGUCAACAGGGGUAGUAGAUUCAGAAAUAAAGAACCUCUCGUCGGUCCAAGGAAGGUCGCCCAGGCCAUCACGCGCGCGUCGCUAUGCGUCAGUUUCGCCAGGAAGGCGCUCUGACCAGCCGAGGAAAACACUAACUUUCACAUGAACUGCUAAGACAGUGUUGUGAAAAUGUUAUCUUUGUUCAGAAGUUAGCUCAAACUUCUCUCAAGGCUGAUCUCAAUGUACUGUUCUGUAUGUUCUGUAUGUCUUCAGUGAGACCAGAUCUGAUGCCAGCAGAAUGAUUUACUCGUUCAGAUUGUCUUGGAAGUUGGAUUUUGAAGACUUGUAUUCCCAAGCCAGUUUGUGGCUUGGGUUCCUUCUCACGGAGAAGUCUUUGUUUGUAACCUUCAUUCUGUAACAUUUUACUUUAUUGUUGAGUAAAAUAAUAGCAGCUUGAAGGUCUGAAAUUACUGCCAGUACUUGUACUUUUGGAGGAUUUAUUGAACUGCUAUGAACACUGCCACAAAAUAUUUCUUAUAGUGCUCAUGAUUCCUGUAAAUGACUAUUUAGAGCUGAGGCUUAAUACUUAGAACAGUGUUGUGGACUGUUGAUAUGACCGUGUUCGUUGCUGCAAGUUGAAGCAAUGGGAUCAUUUUGAUAUAUAAAUGCACUAGUUUGGUGCUCUGAAUAAGUGGUGAAUAUUUUCAAGUACGUUUAUAGAAAUAAAAAUGAACAAUAUGUAGUUGACCAUUGUAUUAUAAGCUUAUAUUGUUUACAGUACAAACCGGAGAGUGGAUCAAGGUUCUAUUUCUAGUCAAAUGACACUCAAGACUGAUUUAACACUGCUGAUGAUUCCUGGCAGGCCAAGUUAUACUGAGUUAGAUGGUUUACUUCGGGAAAAUCCACCGUGUCCCAGUUAAAUUUGAGUAUUAAAAAAAAAUUGUCCUACCAGUGUAACUGUUACUUGUUAUUUAAGGUCUACUUAAAGAUACAAAAUUCUAUUGCACAUUCCUAGACAUGAAUCAUACAGUUUAGCUGUAGGAGCACCCAACACGUCCAUUAGGUGUGCCUUCAUUUGUUUAAAACUUAGUCUUAAGAUUGAUGGUUAAAUGUUGUAAAGUUUAAAACAGUUACCACAUUUUGUUUUGUUGCACCAACACUUUUUGUUAUGUACACAAACAACACAAGUCACACUUGAGCAGAUCUUAGGAAUCAGGUUUCAUAUGAUUAUUAUUAUUUUGAAUUCUUUGAGAAAAGAGAUAUCAUUAGAUGUUAGAAGAAUAGGCUGCUGUUCAAAAAAAAAGAUAUUCCAUUAGUUUUAGUUGUAAAAUAUUUGUUAUUUUUUUCCCCCUAUUUUAUGAUAAUUAACUAGUUUCUCAUAUUUAAUUAGGUGAUUUAGAUAUAUCUAUGUUCCGUAGCAUUUUGUACAAUGUUACUUUCUUAUUGAUCUACCUGUAGAUCAGCAAGUGAAGUUUUAGAAGCAGGUCACCAAGUGUAUGCUCAGUCCAAAUGUAUAGCACAAAAUCACAAAUGUAUUGGGACUUCACCUCUUCUUUAUUGCAAGAAAGGCAAAUGACAGUCCCAUAUAUCACUUUGGCCACACCCCCCAUGGUUGACAUACUGUCAUAAGCAUAACACUUGAUAUAUAUAUAUAUAUACAUGUAUGUAUAUUUUUUUUCUUUGUAAAGAAUAUGUAUACUAUUUAAAUGACAUCAUUCAUCAACAGUUUUGGUAUAGAUCAUCCUGACUGGAACAAUAUGGGAUCAAGUGACUGCCUCAGAAACCUUAGCCUUUACUUUUGGGUAACUGUCAUUUCUAUUAUCAAUAAAAAUAGCAAACUUUGCAUGUCAUGUAGACAUAGAUAAAUAUAAGAAAAAGUCAAGUGAA
Messenger RNA from Penaeus indicus, 9761 nucleotides. Its product is annotated as rootletin-like. Bases 1 to 8040 code for a protein of 2679 amino acids. NCBI's taxonomy places the organism in Eukaryota, Metazoa, Arthropoda, Malacostraca, Decapoda, Penaeidae. The record is from RefSeq and is a predicted model, not a curated record. The transcript is spliced from 41 exons.